CAACGCUAAGAUACUACAGGUCGGAAAAGGGAAUGUGACAGUCACGAUCACAAAUUUGGCACUUUUUUUUUUUUUUUCAAAGUGAACCAGAUCUUACUUUAGCCCUUCAGUUAACAGCACAAUGGCGAAUCCUAGACAGAGAAAGAUGAACAGAUCUGGUAAUCGGGUUACCCGAAGGACCGCCAACAAGCAUAAGAAGAAGGUCGUCAUAACUGGCAAUGACAUUAUAAAAGCCAACUGGGACAAGAAGAAGACGCUGCGACAAAACUACGAAAAGCUCGGUUUGCUCACAUCGUUGAAUGGAACAACAGGAGGAAAGGAGAUUUUGAAUACUGUUAAGCCUGAGGAAGCAGAAGAGCCUACCGAGUUGAAGGAACUUACAGAAGAAGAAAUUGAAAAGUUGAAGAAGACACUCAAGCCUGGUGAAGGUUUUAUUCAAAGAGACGACGAAGGCAAUGUUGUUCGAAUCAUUGUUGGUGACAGAAAAUCGCACGAUGAGAUCCUCGAAGAGGAAGCAGAGAAGGUUGAAGCCAAGACCGACGUUGUUCGAGCUCUUGAGGAACAAGCUGCCAAUGCACUCGUCGUUGAACGACACCAGACCCAAUUCGAAUCAGAUUGGGUUGCUCAGCUGAUUGCAAAGCAUGGAGACGACUACGAGGCCAUGUUUUGGGACAAGAAGCUCAAUGAAUACCAGCAAACCGCUGCUCAACUGAAGAAGAAAUGCCAGAAAUACCUUAAAUCUAGGUCACAGCAGUAGAAUGUUUUUUUUUAUGUCAUUUUUGUACAAUACUGUUUUUGAUAAAGCACUAUCACAUUAUUUUUUUGAAUUUAUACGAUCAGAG
Umbelopsis ramanniana AG is the source of this 842-nucleotide messenger RNA. RefSeq lists its product as uncharacterized. The record is from RefSeq and is a predicted model, not a curated record. Lineage: Eukaryota; Fungi; Mucoromycota; Umbelopsidomycetes; Umbelopsidales; Umbelopsidaceae. Gene Ontology annotation, biological process: ribosomal large subunit biogenesis. Gene Ontology annotation, cellular component: nucleolus. The transcript has 4 exons. The coding region runs from base 122 to 757 and encodes 211 amino acids.